GAGGAGCCCGUCUGGGGUUUUUCUCAACCCAGGCGUUCAGGUUAGGCAACCCAAGAGAGGCGCUCAGUUGCUUUGCACCCUCCUCCCACCUCGGUUCUGUCCACACCCACGGGCGCCCCGCCCCCUCGGCCUUAUACAGGGGACCCGGCACCUCUGCGCGCCUCGGAGCCAGAGGUUUCUCGGAGAGGAAGUCGCGGGUGCCUCCGGGGCCAGUGAGCCCUGGCGCCGCAGCGGUAGCGGCCUCAGUAGCGGAGUAGGGCGGCGGCUGCGCCCCCACACCAUGGAGGGCAGCCUAGCCCCAGCCGCGGUAGCAGCCGACCUCCGCCGCCGCCCGCGCCGCUACUGCCCCGUCCCGCUGCGGCUUUCUGGACGCCAUCCCCUCCUCACCUCGAAGCCAACAUGAAGGAGACCCGGGGCUACGGAGGGGGUGCCCCCUUCUGCACCCGCCCCAACCACUCCUACACUGGCAUGUGGGCGCCCGAGCGCUCCGCCGAGGCUCGGGGCAACCUCACGCGCCCUCCAGGGUCCGGCGAGGAUUGCGGAUCGGUGUCCGUGGCCUUCCCGAUCACCAUGCUGCUCACCGGUUUCGUGGGCAACGCGCUGGCCAUGCUGCUAGUGUCGCGCAGCUACCGGCGCCGGGAGAGCAAGCGCAAGAAGUCCUUCCUGCUGUGCAUCGGAUGGCUGGCGCUCACCGACCUGGUCGGGCAGCUUCUCACCACCCCGGUGGUCAUCGUCGUGUACCUGUCCAAGCAGCGCUGGGAGCAGCUCGACCCAUCGGGGCGGCUCUGCACCUUCUUCGGGCUGACCAUGACUGUGUUCGGGCUCUCCUCGCUGUUCAUCGCCAGCGCCAUGGCCGUCGAACGGGCGCUGGCCAUCAGGGCGCCGCACUGGUACGCGAGCCACAUGAAGACGCGCGCCACCCGCGCUGUGCUGCUCUGCGUGUGGCUGGCCGUGCUCGCCUUCUCCCUGCUGCCGGUGCUGGGCGUGGGCCAGUACACGGUGCAGUGGCCCGGGACGUGGUGCUUCAUCAGCACCGGGCGAGGGGGCAACGGGACUAGCUCUUCGCAUAACUGGGGCAACCUUUUCUUCGCCUCUGCCUUUGCCUUCCUGGGGCUCUUGGCGCUGACAAUCACCUUUGCCUGCAACCUGGCCACUAUUAAGGCCCUGGUGUCCCGCUGCCGGGCCAAGGCCACGGCAUCUCAGUCCAGUGCCCAGUGGGGCCGCAUCACGACCGAGACGGCCAUUCAGCUCAUGGGGAUCAUGUGCGUGCUGUCGGUCUGCUGGUCUCCGCUACUGAUAAUGAUGUUGAAAAUGAUCUUCAAUCAGACAUCAGUUGAGCACUGCAAGACACACACGGAGAAGCAGAAAGAAUGCAACUUCUUCUUAAUAGCUGUUCGCCUGGCUUCACUGAACCAGAUCUUGGAUCCUUGGGUUUAUCUGCUGUUAAGAAAGAUCCUUCUUCGAAAGUUUUGCCAGAUCAGGUACCACGCAGACAACUAUGCAUCCAGCUCCACCUCCUUACCCUGCCAGUGUUCCUCAACCCUGAUGUGGAGUGACCAUUUGGAAAGGUAGAGUCUCACUCUGUUGCCCAGGUUGGAACAUAGUGGCGCAGUCUCAGCUCACUGCAGUCUCCGCCUCCUGGGUUCUAGAGAUUCUCCUUCCUCAGCCUCCCAAGUAGCUGGGAUUACAGGUGACCUCCACCACGCCUGGCUAAUUUCUGUAUUUUAGUAGAGAGGGCUUUUCACCAUGUUAGUCAGGCUGGUCUCAAAGUGCUGACCUGAAAUGAUCUGCCCACCUUGGCCUCCCAAAGUGUUGGAAUUAUAGGCAUGAGCCACUGCACCCAGCCAGUAGAGUCCUUCUUAAAUAGCAGAACCAGUUGUGAAUUAGCUGUAAAUUAUAACUAUUUUCUUCUAAAUCUAUAAUUGAAAUGGUCUUAACCAGCACAAAGCCAAUGCUAUACAUAAAAUGAGUGUUACACAAUAGAUCCUCAGAAAGCAUUUACUAUGAUGAAUUCUUUACCCAGACUUAUCUCUACCUAUUUAAUAUGAAUCUCAAUUUCAACUAUAAACUGGCUUUCUGACUGUGUGGGUUUAAAUGUCAUGAACAGAAUCAACCCGAAACAUUUAGAUGCUAUUCUUGUUUACAAGACCUCGUGAUAAUUUUUGUCCAUGGAAAACCUACCCACUUCCCAUGUGUUCAGAUCUCACCUUGUCCUCAGGUCUUGAGAAUUUAAGUAUUUUUGCUCUUUCCUUACCUCUGUCCCCAGCUUUGAAGUUACGUAGUACUCAUUUCAACUAUUGUAUUGUACUAUUCCUUAAAUAUUUUCAUUGUUUAUAUUUCUUCCCACGUGACAAAACUGUAAUUCACAUGUUUAGUGUAGAGAACUCUUUUCUUAAUUUUUUCCAUAGGCCUCUUGGCCCUAGUGAUGUGUUUGACACCUAGAAAGAUGUUACUUGUUAAGUAAAUUAUCAGCAAAGGUAACAUUUAUGUACAACAUUAAAAUAAAUGAACACGAUAGCUCUCUGUU
Callithrix jacchus (white-tufted-ear marmoset) is the source of this 2527-nucleotide messenger RNA. The record is from RefSeq and is a predicted model, not a curated record. Lineage: Eukaryota; Metazoa; Chordata; Mammalia; Primates; Cebidae.